ACCCAGUGAAAACGGUAGCUCCAGGAGCCCCCGCCUCCCUGUUUGUAGCGUCACGGGCUUCCCUGCGCGUCACGUGACCCUGGCUCUCCUGCGCAGCCAUGAUGCAGGAAGAUUUGGACGAUGGCCCCGACUUCCUGUCAGAAGAGGACAGAGGAUCUAGACCAGUCAAUGUGGAUCUCCAAACAGAUGGCACUCUUCAGGUUGACAUUUCUGAUGCUCUUAGUGAAAGAGAUAAAGUUAAAUUUACAGUUCACACAAAGAGUACUCUACCUAAUUUCAAACAAGAUGAAUUUUCUGUAGUUCGUCAGCAUGAAGAAUUUGUCUGGCUUCAUGAUGCUUUUGUUGAAAAUGAAGAAUAUGCUGGCUAUGUUAUCCCACCAGCACCUCCAAAGCCUGAUUUUGAUGCUUCAAGAGAUAAACUGCAGAAACUCGGGGAAGGAGAAGGAUCAAUGACCAAGGAAGAAUUCACAAAGAUGAAACAAGAACUUGAAGCUGAGUACCUGGCUAUAUUCAAGAAAACUGUUGCCAUGCAUGAAGUAUUCUUGUGUCGUGUAGCUGCACAUCCAGUUCUACGAAAUGACUUAAACUUUCAUGUCUUCUUGGAAUAUAAUCAAGAUCUGAGUAUUCGAGGAAAAAAUAAAAAAGAGAAAUUGGAAGAUUUCUUUAAGAAUGUGGUAAAGUCAGCUGAUGAAGUCCUUGUUGCGGGCGUUAAGGAUGUUGAUGAUUUCUUCGAGCACGAGAAAACCUUUCUUCUGGAAUAUAAUAACAGAAUAAAGGACGCAGCUGUCAAAGCUGACAAAUUGACAAAGUCACACAAAAGUGUGGCAGAUGACAACAGUAGAAUUAGUUCAAUAUUGUACUCUUUAGGAACUCAAGACUCAACAGAGCUAUGCAAAUUUUUCUUGAAGGUAUCAGAAUUAUUUGAAAAAACAAGGAAAAUAGAAGCACGAGUGUCAGCAGAUGAAGACCUAAAACUUUCUGAUCUUUUGAGGUAUUACUUAAGAGAAUCGCAAGCUGGUAAGGACCUCCUUUAUAGACGAGCAAGAUCUUUGGUGGAUUAUGAAAGUGCAAACAAGCUGCUGGAUAGAUCAAGAGCUAAAAACAAAGAUGUCCUUCAAGCUGAGACCAACCAACAGUUCUGCUGUCAAAAGUUUGAGAAGCUUUCAGAGUCAGCAAAACAAGAGCUUAUAGACUUCAAAACUCGAAGAGUUGCAGCAUUUCGAAAAAACCUUGUAGAAUUGGCAGAAUUGGAACUAAAACAUUCCAAGGGACACUUGCAAUUGCUGCAGAGUUGUCUCGUAGCACUCAAAGGUGACAGUUAACUACUUUAUAGUUGUUGUAUUAACAAGGGCUGUAUACAAGGAAGAACACUUGGCAAGCUUUCAUGGCUCCAUAGAGAUUUACUCUGAGGAGGCUCUUUAUACGUCAGAAGUAAACGACAUUUUUGCAUCUGAUGAAAAAAGAGAAAUCUUGAAUCAAGAAACCCCAUUCUGAGAUGCCACAUAACAUAUCAUUUGUAUUUGAUUGUCCAGAAAUCAAAAUAUUUUCUUCAUUUGCCAAUACCUUCAAUAUUAUUGUACAUUUGCCAACUAUAUUCAUUUUUACAAUAUCAAAGGCCUAAUUUGAAUGUUUUUAAAAAAUAAAAUGAAAUACCAUUAAUUGUAUUCCGUAUAGUCAAGUGCAUUGUUUGGCAUUUAGUGCUGUUCCAACAUCUUAAUAUGACAAUUAGUCUUCAUUUUUUAUAUUGUUAACAUUUAUCUUCCACUAAAAAUAUUCAAUUCUAACAUAAUUUCUAAAUCUAAUGUAUAUCUGCCUUAAGCUCAUAGAAUGAUUCCUAACCAUUGUAUAAUAAACCAGUAUGCUAG
This is a messenger RNA of Pristis pectinata (smalltooth sawfish), 1865 nucleotides long. It is a transcript of the gene snx6, whose product is annotated as sorting nexin 6. The transcript is spliced from 14 exons. The coding region runs from base 99 to 1322 and encodes 407 amino acids. The record is from RefSeq and is a predicted model, not a curated record. Gene Ontology annotation, molecular function: phosphatidylinositol binding. NCBI's taxonomy places the organism in Eukaryota, Metazoa, Chordata, Chondrichthyes, Rhinopristiformes, Pristidae. Gene Ontology annotation, cellular component: endosome.